AAAAAUUGAAAAUUGUUUUUUUUUCUUUUGUAUAUUCUUUGUUUUCUUUGGAAUUUCCGGAGUCUUGAUAAAAAUCGAACUUAAUCAAUUGAAAUUUUCGAAUUAAUUUUAACGAAAAUAAAAAAAUGCCUAAACUAAAAAAAUUUCUGCCUGGCAUUUUCAGUAAUGGCAAAGAUUCUCAAAAAACUAGCAAUAAAAGUGAGACCGAAGACGUUAACCUUGGUAGUAAAAGUGUUCCAGGAAGGCUAGAAACCGAUGCUCUGCCCGUUGAUGAACCUGAAGAAUUACAAGUUAGCAAUAACAACACACCAACACCUUCAACAGAACUAACAGAAUCAGUGGUUCGGGAACUCUCCGCACCAAACUAUAAUUCAGUUGAUUCAGCAAAUUAUACAAAUGCAUUCGAAAGUGAAACUGGAUUGAACUCCCAGACGGGAGCAGUUGCCUUGCAGUCAAACAGCAAUGCUUUGACGCCAACAUCAGCCGGUGCCAUGGCACCAACUACUAUGAACACCAUGAAUGUACAUAAUGCUCAACAACAAAUGGUAAUGCAAUUCUCCAACAUAAAACAGCUGCAUUUUGGUUCAGUCUAUAAUUUUAACAGCAACAUAAGUGGUAUAGCUACCAACAACACACGCAAAAGUGGUAAAAGUGACGAACCCAAUUCUCCUAGUUGUUCUAAUGGUGUAGACAACACAAAAAGACAACUACCACGUAAAACUACUUCAAUUGUGGCUAUGAUGCAGUCACGUGAAGAGCCAAAUCACCGUAUAUUGGAAACUAUAUCUACACACCUGGGCGAAGGUUGGAAACAUGUGAUGCGAGAGCUGGGUCUCUCGGAAGGACAAAUCGAGCAAGCCGUAAUCGAUCAUCAAAUGCAUGGUGGAAUCAAAGAGGUGAUUUAUCAGCUACUGCUGCAAUGGAUCCAUGAUGCUGAUGAUAAUGUAGCAACGCUUGGACAUAUUACUUCUCUGCUGUGGGAGUUAAACCAUCGCGACUGUGUGCAGCGCAUGAAAUUAGUUUACAAAUCCGAAGUGGACAGAAGAAAACCUUCUUCAUAAUGUUAAACAUUUCUACGUUGUUAAGGUUAUAUGCCGUGCCUUAUAGGAUUGACGGGCGAAGCCCAGGUUCUCGUUAAGUAGUGUAUAUAUCUGUAUAUACACUAUUAUUUUCAAAAUUUUCAUUUGACUCUUUCAGUGUAAGGAGUAAAAAAACUAUGUACUGUGCAAUAUUGUAUUCUUGGUACAAUCUCUGAAUACUUAAGAUUUGGAUAAAGUAAAACUUUUUAUAAUAACUUUUUUUUAAUAAAA
Bactrocera latifrons is the source of this 1310-nucleotide messenger RNA. RefSeq lists its product as uncharacterized. Gene Ontology annotation, molecular function: protein binding. NCBI's taxonomy places the organism in Eukaryota, Metazoa, Arthropoda, Insecta, Diptera, Tephritidae. The record is from RefSeq and is a predicted model, not a curated record. Gene Ontology annotation, biological process: signal transduction. The transcript is spliced from 2 exons. The coding region runs from base 126 to 1061 and encodes 311 amino acids.